GUUAGCUUUAUGCUAAUUUAGCUGACUCUUGAACCUAAGGGAUGUCUACAGCCUCCAAAGUGGUUCUGACAGUUUCUUUGGUUUUGACUCUGAGCACGGUGGCUGGAGUCCACCUCAAACAGGCCUGGGAUCGAGAGCGCCUCCAUGAGGGCGUAGUUCGGGACCUUGAGCGGCUGCAGCGGAAGAAAGAGAACCUGCGGCUGCUGGAAGAGCAAAGGGUUCUGACCCGCCAGCUGGAGGAGGAGAGGCAGCGGCGAGAGGCCAAUCUCCACCCACAGGACACCUGA
Molecule: messenger RNA, 287 nt
Organism: Girardinichthys multiradiatus
Lineage: Eukaryota; Metazoa; Chordata; Actinopteri; Cyprinodontiformes; Goodeidae
Gene: pet117
Product: protein PET117 homolog, mitochondrial
Exons: 2
Coding region: 42-287 (81 amino acids)
Biological process (GO): mitochondrial respiratory chain complex IV assembly
Cellular component (GO): mitochondrion
Source: RefSeq, a predicted model, not a curated record